Rangifer tarandus platyrhynchus (Svalbard reindeer) is the source of this 930-nucleotide messenger RNA. The record is from the annotation of a GenBank genome assembly. NCBI's taxonomy places the organism in Eukaryota, Metazoa, Chordata, Mammalia, Artiodactyla, Cervidae.
AUGGAGGAGCUACUGAAGCGGGAGCUGGGCUGCGACUCCGUCGAGGCCACGGGUCACUCGGGUGGCGGAUGCAUUAGCCAGGGCCAGAGCUACGACACGGACAAAGGGCGAGUGUUUGUGAAAGUGAACCCCAAGCCGGAGGCCAGAAGGAUGUUUGAAGGUGAGGUGGCAAGUUUAAUUGCCAUCCUAAGGACAGGCACAGUGAAGGUGCCCAAACCCAUCAAGGUCCUUGAUGCCCCAGGAGGCGGCAGCAUGCUGGUGAUGGAGCAUUUGGAUAUGCGGCAUCUCAGCAGUCAUGCUGCAAAGCUUGGCACCCAGCUGGCAGAUCUACAUCUAGACAACAAGAGGCUUGGAGAGACUCUCCAGAAGGAGGCUGGCAUAGUAGGGAGAAGAGAUGAGCAGGUGGCGCGGCCCUUCGUGGCCCAGUUCGGGUUUGACGUGGUGACGUGCUGCGGGUACCUCCCCCAGGUGAACGACUGGCAGCGGGACUGGGUCACUUUCUACGCCCGGCAGCGCAUUCAGCCCCAGAUGGAUCUGGUGGAGCAGAGGUCUGGGGACAGGGAGGCCCGCGAGCUCUGGGCUGCUCUGCAGUUAAAGAUCCCCGACCUGUUCCGUGAUCUGGACAUCAUCCCAGCCCUGCUCCACGGAGACCUUUGGGGAGGAAACGUAGCGGAGGAUUCUUCUGGGCCCAUCAUCUUUGACCCGGCUUCCUUCUAUGGCCACUCGGAGUAUGAGCUGGCAAUAGCCGGCAUGUUCGGGGGCUUCAGUAGCGCCUUCUACUCUGCCUACCACAGCAAAAUCCCCAAGGCCCCAGGCUUCGAGAAGCGCCUGAAACUGUAUCAGCUCUUCCACUACUUGAACCACUGGAAUCACUUUGGAUCCGGGUACAGAGGGUCCUCCCUCAGCAUCAUGAGGAAUCUCAUCACUUGA